Messenger RNA from Neltuma alba, 2829 nucleotides. Its product is annotated as probable serine/threonine-protein kinase At1g54610. Gene Ontology annotation, biological process: protein phosphorylation; positive regulation of transcription elongation by RNA polymerase II. The coding region runs from base 286 to 1992 and encodes 568 amino acids. Lineage: Eukaryota; Viridiplantae; Streptophyta; Magnoliopsida; Fabales; Fabaceae. The transcript has 8 exons. The record is from RefSeq and is a predicted model, not a curated record. Gene Ontology annotation, cellular component: cyclin-dependent protein kinase holoenzyme complex; nucleus. Gene Ontology annotation, molecular function: ATP binding; RNA polymerase II CTD heptapeptide repeat kinase activity.
UUGCCUUGGUUCAGCAUCUACUUCGACCGGUGGUUCGGGGCUUUGACUUAGGGAGAAUGAGAAGAUCCGCUCGGCUCUACAUUUCCUCGCUUGUCUGAGCUAGAAAGAGGGCAAAAACGGAACCGGGACAGGAUCAAACAAACACAGCUCAUAUUCCCUCCUUCUCUUGCUUGACUCAAAACAGCCGAACCGGCAAAUUCAACAUCGAUUACUAUUGCAGUGAUUUUUUUAGUGAUACAAGCCUACACUAGGACCAUGUCAAGGAAGGAAGUCUAGAUUCAAGAUAUGGGGUGCGUGAUUAGUCGAGAAGUCUCGUCUGAAAUAACUUCAGAGGUGAAAGAGGAGAGGAAUUUGAGUGCUCAACCGAACGGGAAGAUAGAUGAGAGCACCACGGGGACAGCUGAGGGAGAAGUGGUUGAGGUUCAGAACGUUGGCAACCGAAAGGAAGAGAAAGAUGGUGAUGAUGGGGCCCAGGUUGAGCAGCCCCGCAGCAGAAGGAGAAGGUCAAAGCCAAACCCAAGGCUAAGUAACCCUCCAAAGCAUUUGCGGGGGGAGCAAGUAGCAGCUGGGUGGCCCCCCUGGCUUACGGCAGUGUGUGGAGAAGCACUUAAUGGGUGGAUUCCUCGGAAGGCUGACACAUUUGAGAAAAUUGAUAAGAUUGGGCAAGGAACGUAUAGCAAUGUGUACAAAGCUAAAGACAUGUUGACUGGUAAAAUUGUUGCAUUAAAGAAGGUUCGAUUUGAUAAUUUGGAGCAUGAGAGUGUGAAGUUCAUGGCCAGAGAGAUUCUUAUUUUGCGGCGAUUGGAUCAUCCCAAUGUUGUAAAAUUGGAAGGUUUAGUUACAUCAAGAAUGUCCUGUAGUUUGUAUUUGGUGUUUAAUUACAUGGAGCAUGAUUUGGCUGGACUUACUGCAAGCCCAGGAACCAAGUUCACUGAGCCUCAGGUCAAAUGUUACAUGCACCAACUAUUAUCAGGACUCGAGCACUGUCAUAACCUUCGAGUACUUCACCGUGAUAUUAAAGGAUCAAAUCUUCUUAUUGACAAUGAAGGAAUACUUAAGAUAGCUGACUUUGGAUUGGCUUCUUUCUUCGAUCCUAACCGGAAGCUGCCAAUGACUAAUCGUGUAGUUACACUUUGGUAUCGACCUCUUGAGUUGCUUCUUGGUGCCACAGAAUAUGGUGUGGGAGUGGAUCUUUGGAGUGCAGGUUGCAUUUUGGGAGAGUUAUUGGCAGGAAAGCCAAUUAUGCCUGGUCGCACAGAGGUGGAGCAGCUGCAUAAGAUAUACAAACUAUGUGGUUCGCCCUCAGAUGAGUACUGGAAGAGGUCAAAGUUGCCUAAUGCUACCUUGUUUAAACCUCGAGAGCCUUACAAGAGAUGCAUACGAGAGACUUUUAAAGAUUUUCCACCUUCUGCACUUACACUUAUGGAUAAUCUUCUUGCGCUUGAUCCAGCAGAACGGAAGACUGCAUCAGAUGCCCUAAGAAGUGAGUUCUUCACCACAGAACCUUAUGCCUGUGAUCCUUCUAGUCUUCCCAAAUAUCCACCAAGCAAGGAAAUGGACGCUAAACGACGAGAUGAUGAAGCAAGGAGACAACGAGCUGCAGGCAGAGGUCAGGUUGAUGGCUCAAAGAAACUCCGAACACGUAAUCGAGCUAAACCUAAUCCUGCUCCUGAAGCCAAUGCUGAGCUUCAAUCCAAUAUUGAUAGAAGGCGUCUAAUAACUCGUGCAAAUGCGACGAGCAAGAGUGAGAAGUUCCCACCACCUCAUCAAGAUGGACAACUUGGCUUUCCUUUGGGAUCUUCACGUCACAUUGAUUCAAAUGUCGUUCCUCCUGAUGUCUCUUUCAGUUCAACUUCAUUUACCUAUUCAAAAGAACCAUUCCAAGCUUGGUCAGGCCCCAUUGCGGCGCCCAAGCAGAAGAAACACGCUUAUCCUGGUGAUGCGGUGGAUUUAUCAAAACAACGUACAAAUGCCCUCAAGGAUAAACGUUAAAGGCAAGAAAUUCGUAGCUUAGUUAUAUUCAUUGCAUUGUAUAGAAUCAAGUCAAGAAAUUUCCUCGUCUUUGCUGCCAUAUUUGAGUUGGAGUCCAAAAGGCGCCAAAUCUGACCUGUCAUCAGGCCCGUUGCUUGCCUGCUUCCAGAAUGGAGUGUUGCUUAACUCAAGUGCAAGGGUAAAAUCUUUUUUUCCCAACCACACCCUUUUCUUUCUCCUAUUUAUCUACUUUUUUGUAUAUUGCUUUAUAUGGAUUUAUAUCCGCUCUUCUAUGUUCAAUUUGUUGAUAGAGUGAACAAAUUCCUAUAUGAUGUACAUAGCGAUCAUAUCAUUUCUAGUGAGUUCCACGUGUUAAUAUCGGAGUACUUUUUAAGGAAGUUGGUGGAGAUAAAUCCUUGAGAUACUGUUUUGUCCUUAGUCCGUUAGAAAGGUAGCGCUCUGGUGCUACAGAUGAACACUGAAAUGGGGGUCGGUUUCUUCAAACCCUGCACCCAAAAUCCUUGAGGACGAUACUGUCAUCCCAGAAAGUAUCGGAGUAUAAUGUUCGAGUUGGGGUUCUUAUUUGUCUCCCGAAGUUUUAGCUUCACCAAGUGACCCAUGGUUGCAGUUUUUGACACAGAGAUCAGGUCAACUAUAACGCUCUUCAAACAACUCGAAAUCCGAUUUGUAUUGUGGAGCGUGCGUGGUGAAGAUGAGAAGACGAACAUUGUUCUCUAUACUCUGUUUACAAAUUGUGUACGAUCUAGUGGUGAUUAGAUUGAUAAUUUGUCACGAAUUAGAAACGAGAAUGUAUAUGAAAAUUUAUUGUUCAAAGGAAAAAUAGGAAGAAAAAACCAA